Molecule: messenger RNA, 20183 nt
Organism: Pocillopora meandrina
Lineage: Eukaryota; Metazoa; Cnidaria; Anthozoa; Scleractinia; Pocilloporidae
Source: the annotation of a GenBank genome assembly
AUGGGUAUCACUGUUGAUGAUGUCAUGGAAAAGAUAGGCAGUUACAACCGAUUUCAGUACAGACUUUUGCUGAUCUGCGGUUUCAUCAAGACCUGGUCUGAUGGUCUCCAGAUGAUGCUUCCAACCUUUCUCAGCGUUGAACCGCCGUGGCGUUGUAAAGCAAACAGUUCUGCGUGUAAUCUGACCGGAAUUUUCAAGCCAGGAGACGAAAAUUACAGCUACCGUUGUUCCAUUCCUCGGGAUGAUUGGGAAUUUGACACUAGCGAUUUUACCUCCACCGUGGCUGAGGUACGAACAAUAAACUCAGUUUGAAUUCAGCGUCACUCCCCACGGUUUUCCCGCGCCCGUGCAGAGGAUUUUGGUUCUGUUUCCCUGAUCCAUCUCUAAGAUUCUGUGUUGUUCUUAUUGCCUCCCCCCCCCUUAUUGGCAGUUAAUUUGCAGUCAAGUUUCUAAACUUCUCGGCCCCUUUCUACUACGUUGGUGACGACUGAUUCCACUGAUAAGUUAUUGUUUUUAGAAGGAAUUAACACUUCACUCAUUUUCAUUACAUGCGAAAAAAGACGAAUGAGCUCAUACACUAAAUCACUUAAAUCAUUUCGAUUUUCUCUCAGUGGGACCUAGUUUGUAACGUAUCAGCAUUAUCGGUCCUGACCAAAGCACUUAUGUUCUUGGGUUAUAUGAUCGGAGUUCUCUUUGGAGGCGUUUUAUCAGACAAAUUCGGACGCAAACCCAUUGUUUAUUGGCUUACAGUCCUAACGAACGUGUUCGCCUUGGCUGCUGCUUUCAUUAAAAUCUACUGGCUCUAUGUGCUCUGCAGAGUGCUGAUUGGUAUAGGCGUAGGUAAGUGAUUAUUCGCCGUAUUUCCAAGGUAAAAGGAGGUAAACGAUACGACUAAUAACCCAUCAGAUAAAUAACUUGGCCUUAAUUAACCCAAAGGAAAUAAAACGACCGCCUCUGUAUUUCUGAACUUUUCUCGCAUUUUUGAACGAAGACGGCCAUAGCUAUCAAUCUAAAUAUAAUCACGCGAGAACCCGCGGAAGGAUGUUUAAUAAUUACAUAACAACUGAAAAGCUUUCUAUCUGUGAAUUUGGAAAAGAAAGGUAACAGAUUUAGAGUCCUUGAUAAAAUGCCGAGGAUCUUUUGUAUCAUAAACUGAUUUCCCAUUGGCAUUCAUACCGCUUUCAGACGAAAUAAUACAAGAAAAAGAAAAAAAACCAAAUGAAGAUUAUAACAACGGAGCUUUGGAUAUUAUUCUCAACAGGUAGUUCAGCUCUGGCAAUGUAUGUGCUCGUGUUUGAGUACGUUGGCAAGUGUCAUCGUCACGUGAUCGGAACCACUUUAUUUUACUUCUGGAUUCUGUCGCUAAUGGUUCUGGCUUUAUUUGCUUGGCUGAUAAGGGAGUGGCGCACACUUGCUAUGGCCGCGGCUAUACCAGGACUAUUAACGAUUUUCUUCUGGUGGUAAGCAAGUACAUUGUAUCAUGAUAUCGACCGAACCUAAUAGGAACUAACACAGCUGUCUAUGAUGCAGAGCUUGCGGUAAAACCUUCAUGACUGUUUAAAAUCGAAAUUUCCUAUGUAGCUGCUAUUUACCUUCUCAUGCAUCAGUUAAGAUAAUAACAUGGGGAUACCUGUACAGCUUUAAUAAGACCCUUUAACGAUUGAGACUGUUUCAAUUCUCGUUGCUUAUUCGCUGGAUGACGUAAUCAAGUCGGGAGGAGUAGCAUGGGAACCACUUCCGGGAAUUGAAAGCGCGGAUCCAGAGAUUUCUGACGGGAGGUUCGCACUUUGAUUAAGAAAACAAAUUUAUUAUUACAAUUUUUCUUUUUUGCAAUGGAGCCCAAAUAAGCUACGAAAUACUUCAAGAUAGGUAAUUACUUCAAGCUAAGUAAUAAUAUGCGAUCCUGUCGUUGGGAGAAGUUUGGUUUCAGCCAGGUGGUAAAAUACCCUCAUUUCCGAUGAGAGGGGGGGGGAGAGUUUGUUUAACCCCUUAGACCCUCGCCGUGGAUCCUUCACUGGUCGGAAUGGAUAAAUGUGUCAUGAACAUCUUCAUGGCAUAGGCACAUUUAUGAAAAAAAAAUAUGAAGAAAAUAGACAGUAACUCAACUUAUUUCAAUCCAAGAUUCUAUAGAAAAGAAAUAUCUUGUGGUUGAUCCUGCUUAGCUCUCUAACUUCUGUUACGCACAACUGUUAACCUUAGGUUUCUGCCAGAGUCACCUCGCUGGCUCUUGGCGCAUAACAGACCCAAAGAAGCCAGGGAAAAUCUUCAAAAAGUUGCUGACUUUAAUCGAAAACAGAUGCCCGAAGGUGACCUAGAACAGCCAGAUGCCAAGUUAACCCAGAGACAGGGAGAUGUCCGGGACCUUUUCAGCUCAAUGGCUAUGACAAAAAGAACUCUGAUAUUAUGGUUUGCCUGGUGAGUCUGUAGGACGUCAAAUGUCGGAACAUUGCUUCUCACAGAAAUUUACUCGUCGAGACUGCCUAAAACUAUUGCAAUUAACAUUUUGUCACAUGUUGAUGCUCAAUCUGCGCCAGCUAAAACUGAUUCACAUUAUUUCCAUAGGAUGGUCAUAUCGUUGGUUUACUACGCUGUUUCAUUCAGUGCAGGAGAUUAUGGUGGCAACCGUUACCUGGUUUUCUUCUUGACCAGCCUAAUUGAAAUUCCGUCCAACUGGACUUGCAUUAAACUGAACCACAGGUAGGAGGGGGGUAGAGAAGGGAGGUUUUUAUCCACCUUAUUACGUUGACUGAUUAUCUUUCAAGCAUACAAGACUACUCAGACAGGAAUUCGUGUCCUCUCAGAACAUGGGUAAAUGUGAAAUAAGUAUCAUUAUCUUACAUUAGACUUACUAUGAAAACUCUGAUUGGUCGAGAACAUGUGGUAGCGUGUGAAAUUGAAAUGACAACCCAUAAUGCUUAUCAUGUCGAGUUCAGAGUCUGCCUAGUUUCCAAGCCUCUCGUCCGUGUAGUGUUCUCAAUCUUUUGCAAACUCAGAGAAGUAUAUCCGUGUGCAGAUUGCUCAAAUAAGUGUAUAAUACAACAUUUAUCGAAUCUUGUUUUUACAUGAUAUCAUGAAUUAUCAAACCAAGUAUCUGAGUUACCUGCUAUAGCAUUCGGCUUUGACAAAUAACUCAAAUCUCCACAGUGAUAAUUCAUGAUAUCGUACUCAAAGUCAUCCAAUAAUUUUUUAUCAUUUGGUUCUCAACCAAAGUCAACCCAUGCCUGACGAUAGAAUAAACUUCUUUUGUUCAGUUUUCAUAAAGAGGCGACAAUAGCUGAAGAGGGAAAAGUCCCAUGCUCCGAGGAAGGUUCGAUUCGGGUUGCGACUCGUUCCGAACCUAGCAGUACGGUCGACCUUUUUUUUUUUCUUUGAAUCAACAAAACGUAAACAAGGAAUAUCUAAAACUUGUGAGGAGUCAUUUUUCUCUUUACGUUUUUUCGUUCGGAGUAUUGGGCAAUUCAAGCCGUGAGUAUGAUUCCUCUAAACGAACAUUUGUUACAGGAUUGGCCGGAAGAAAAGCACAGUGAUUGGAGUGGUGGUGUCUUUCUUUGCUUCUUUGAUUGCAGUCUUUUUCCAGAGAGAUCUGAAGAACACCGGUAAACCUCUCUUUACGUCAUUGUCAGUUAUUGUAGCGCCGGUUCUGUUCUUGGGGUCACAAAAGUUACAAUUACGUUAAGGGAAACGAAAAAUUGAUUGCAGCUAGACUCAGCCAUCAGUGCUUAGACAAAGAAUCACUGGUUAAUGUAUCGACAUAAUAAAGGUUAGCUGUAAACAAACUAAUCCGAAAUAGGGGAACUAAUCAUCAUUACAUUACCAAGUUAAAGCAAGUACCAUCCUGAAUUAUUUAGGAUGUCGGCUGCAAAAUACUUUUUUUUAAUAUCAUUGCUCUGUUUUUCAGGUUUCAUGUUGGCAAACAUAAUUAUGGCACAAGGGGUGGCGAAGUUUUUUAUCAACAUGUCGUUCAGUUCAAUCUAUGUCUACUCAAGCGAGCUCUUCCCGACCGUUGUCAGGUAUUUUUUUUAUUUCAAACUUUCCUGCGUUAUGCCAUUUUCCUAAGGCAAGAAAUAAACAUAACCACACGCACUAAUUCGUUCUCAGCAAUUUGAAUAUGGAUCUUCCACCUUCCUGCCCACUAACUCAACUCUUUCAUCUCUUUCGUGUCUUUUUUCAUGAUUGACAACAAGUGAAUCAAUAAGCGAAUGAUGGACUGUCUGUCUGACUGACUCGUUGACCAGCUUGAUUACAGACUGGCUGAAUUAUUGACUGACCUAUUGGUCAUUAAUGACCAACUGACUAACUGACUGACUGACUGUGUUACUGACUGACUUACCGUCUUACUGACCGACUAACCGACUGACUAAAUUACUGUCUUACUGACUUACUCGCUCUCUUACUGACUGACUGUCUGCCUGAAAGACUGUCUUACUGACUGACUAUCUUACUGACUGACUGACUGACUGACUAUCUCGCUUACUGAUUCACUGCACGACUUUCAUGAUGAUUGACUAUUUCAGCGACUUACUUGCUGAAAAAUAGACAAAUUUUAUUGGCUAAAUGACUGACUGACUGAAUGACGAUUGACGAACCGACGAACUUACGGACCAACGAACGCAACCGGCGGACUGACAGACCGAUGGACGGAUUGACGACUGACAGACCGAUGGACGGAUUGACGACUGACAAACUGACGGACUUGGACUGACGGAGUGACAGGUGAAUGGCUCACGGACAGAAAUUUAUUAUGACUGACCGGUCAUGUCUGACUACUUAAAUCGCCCUGACUCACUAAAAUGACCUAUUACCCGGCUGACUUAUUCACUGGCCUACUGACUGACUGGUUGAAUGAUUAACCCAACUUCUUCGGGAAGGAAUAAUUUUGUGCCUCUUAUAAUUCUCUUAAAAGACCGUCUAAAUAAAAGUGGCUUGGGUAUGGUACGCAUUACUUAACUUCUCGUCCAAUUCUCCUUAUGCCUUAGGAAUGUUGGAACGGGAACCUCGUCUGCGGCAGCUCGUAUUGGAUCCAUGUUGGCGCCUUAUGUUGUUUGGCUGGUAUGUAACUUGAUUCAAAUCAAUUUUAUUGUUGGGGGCAAAAAUAUCUUCGAUAGGAAAUAAAGGACCUUUACACAUUUUUGUGAGAUUUUUCCAGUAUGCAAAAAAAUCCUACCGCACGGUCCCCUCGACAAGUUCUCCAUUAGUAAAACUCAGUGACAAAUUCUCUUUGAUUAUGGAAAACAGCGGUAAGUCCAGAUCAUCUUGCCGCACUCCUAUGUGGUAGUGAUCGCUGCGAUUUUCGCUAGCUUGCGCUCAUCGUUAAGCAGAGAUAUGUACCAAUUCCUGUGUCAAGGAAAACUUCUCGGAUCGAGCUCAAAUGUAAAACCCGCCAACUUCGUUUUUAUUCUAUCAAUAGAUGCGUAUUCACAUUCUCUUGCCAUACUCCAUCGUGGCAGUGCUUGCUUUUGUCUGCGCGGGUCUGUGCUUCUUGCUGCCAGAAACAAAGGGCACGGCGACUCUAGAAACUAUGGAUUCUGUCAACAACAACCCCCCAGAGUUGACAGACAAAGAGCAGUUUCCAGUUGAGCCAAGCAAAGGGAAAGAAGAAUUGGGAGAGUUACUACUAAAUCAAGCCUUACUUGCGUAAAAAGUAUUUUCUGUAAAUGAUUGCCACCAUGAUGGAAACUGCAUUUUAUAAUUUUCUUUUUCGGUUUUUAUAAAUUGUCUUAGCAUCCAUUAGGAGGAAGAAAUAAAGUCUUCCCCAUAAUCCAUCUUAAAAAAUACAAGCCCAGUCAUUAAGGUGUGUCAGAGAGGUCCUUUACAUCUCAGUUGUUCUAUGUUAGAUUCAAAUAUUCAUGCGACAAUAUGGCGUUUGAAAUCACGGAAAGCGAAGCUAGGGUAGCCCCCAACUUCCUAAUUCCCCUUAAUUCACUCUCGGCUAUUAAAUAAUUUCGACCCCCUUCCCCUCCAUCUUUGAAGUUUUGUUCCUCUGUCCCAGGUCACGGUUUGCUCGAUAUUGACAUGGGUUGAUUUUCCCGUUAUGGCUCAAAUCUACAAUCCAUUCAAAAAUUGUGUCCCAUUUUGCAGUUUUUAACUCUCCAUUAACCCUUUAAACCCUAAGAGUGACUAGCAUCUAAUUUCUUUUUACAGUAAUACUGCUGUAUCAUUCAUUUAGAUGAUGAUGAGAAUAUAAGGAAAAUAUCGUUAAUUAACCUAAGGAGUUUUGAUUGUUAAACGAAUUCUCCUUGUCAGUACUAGAAGAAAUGUCCAGAGAAGAGUACAGAGAACAUGGAUACUGAUGUUAGGGUAUAAAGGUUAUGUGUUUCAACUGUGGGGUAAAGUAUCUGGAAAGUGUGCGAUGCUUAACUCACCACACUGAGAACAGGCAGCUGAGAAAACAAACUUAGAGCCUCGUCAGAAUAUUGACAUAUGUAAAUAACAUAAGUGAGAUAAUUGGUUUGACCUUAAUGUUAUGUUAAGUAUGUUUGAAUAAGGGAAGGGUAAAUAUAAUGUUUAAAUUUGCGCGAAAUUUCGAGAUUCGUUGGAUACAGUAAAAGUGUUUCGAGUUUCCGUGUUUCUAUGGUGAAAUUGUCUCGAAUUCUCCCCACCACUCUCGUGUUUAUAUGGGGCUGCAUACACAAAGAAAAAGUCCUCCACCGCUUAAGUAAUAUCAUAGUUGGGCAAUGAUUCUGUUUCUGAGUUAGAUUUGUAACAAUUGAAGCUAAAGAAAACAAUGCUCUAUGUAGAUACAUGCACGAAUAAAAUCGAAAGCAAUCCUAUUAUUCAAUAAAAAACACUGUAAUACUCUUACCAAAUUUGGUUUGAUUUGUAGAGCAGACACUUGCUGUAUUUAGAAGACCAUAUGACUUUUUAUGUGAACGAUCUUCCAUAUAUAAUUUCUCACUGGACAGUCCGGUGGAAUAAAAGGUUUCCAAAUAUAUUCACUUUACGUUAAUGUUUACUAAUUUUGUGACCAUGCCUCGCGGUGCCAUUCCUCUUCGUCAGUCAUGUCAGUAUCAGCACGGAGCUUAUUAAUGGAAUUAAGAGCUCACGGAAUGAGCUGGAAAAGAUAAUAUAGAUUCCUAACGAAAUAUUAUGUCUCAAUAGCUGUUUUAUCUCUAAGAUGUAAAUAUUUUUUUCUUAGCGUGGAAGUGUGAAGAAAGCUUUCAUGUUCACUUUUGGUAAAUCCCUCACAGCUCUAACUUCGUUCGUACCCUGAUACACUAUGCUCACGACUUGAAGAAUCAGAUCGGCAAAGUUCUGCAUAUGUUCUACACACCUGUGAUACAUGCAUCAGUCAUAUGCGUUUAUUCAUAGAACUAAGGGCAUAUGUGUUUAAUUAUGAAAGUAAGGACACCCAGAAUAAGCCGUAAAACUUUGAGGCAAUGAAACCUGACGCAAUUAUGUAUUUACACAGCCGUUUUAUUUUCAAAAGUCAUUUACUGUAUCUUUUUUUCGAGCACGGAAGUACGAGGCUGACUUUUGUGUAAAUCCCACGCAGCUCUGAUGUUUUUCGCGCUCUAAGCAUACUAUACUCAAGAAAAGACAAAACAGGUCUGCAAAGUAUUAGUGAUAUGUGUUUAUUUAUGGAACUAACAGCUCACAAAAUGAACUGUAAAACUAUAAGGUAAUACUAAGUGGGAUUCAUGAUGCAUUUCCAAAGCUAUUUUAUUUUUAAAACCCAAUUUUAUUUUUAGCGAUGAGUGCCGGGCGAAGUUCACUUUCGGUAAAUCCCUCGCAGUUCUAAGUUGCAUUUAUUGCCCUUACUCGUACGUGUUAUUUUGGCUCUGACAGCAAACAGAUUGAGUUGUAAAACUAUAGUACCGAAUGGAAUUAUCUAUUUCCAUAGCCAUGUAUCUCUUAAAGUCAUUUUUCUCAUUUUUUUUAACAGGAAGUGCGAGGAUAGCUUUUGUGUUCAAUUUCGGUAAAUUCCUCAGAAACAUACUAUGCUGAGCAUACUAUGUUCAGGACUCGAAGAAACAGGUCUGCAAAGUUCUGCAUUUUGUUUACACUAAUAUACUACCGGGAACUAAGGUAAUGUUAGAAACCAAUAAUUAAUUGUUGCCAGAGGUCCUAAGAGAAAGCUACACUUCAGUUAGCUAAAGAAAGACUAAAAAAGUCUGAAUACAAAUUUACUUAUAUUUUUUGAAAACAUAAACCUUUUAGAACCAGGUCGUACCGGAACGAAUUCAAAUAUUUUAUUUUUGCAGGGAAAAAUUUGACAAAAUCUUUAAGCAAUUUCCAAAUUUCUCGCGAAGAAAAAAUUGUCGAAAACGUUUAGCAAUUUCUCCAAUUUUUCGCGAGCUGAAAUCGACAGAACCUUUUUGCAUUUUCCAAAUUGUUCGCGUGGAAAAAUUGACAAAAACGUUCGCAGUUUCCCAAAUUUUCGCAUUGGUCCCCUCAAUCUAAUAUGUUUCAACCAAAACGUUACUGAUGAGCAGAUAAGUCAAUUCCAAACUCAUUUCGCCAUUUUGUUCUAUACUUUCAGAUAAACAACAUCGUAAUUUUAAUUUAAGUAUUGUUGGUUCACUUCUAGCAGGCUUUUCUGCGCCGGUAGCACCAGCUUUUUGAACACGUGGUCUUGGCUUUAGCUCUUUCGCUGGCAGGUUUAUAGGGACCCUCUGUUUUUUUACGACAUAAGCCUACAAAUCGGGCCACAAUCAUUUUAAGACUAUUUUGUUACAUGUAAAUCCUUGUGCACAUAAUUUAGGGUAAGAAAAGCCGAGAAUAACAAAAUGUUUGAAGUGUUCCUUGUUUUUCCUGCCCUUUUAAAACUGAACAUUUACAUACUAGUAAGAAUAACUUUUUUAUUAUGCAAAAGUAGAUUAUUUCAGGAACCAAACAUUCUUUAUUCCGUCCAAUUAUCUUUAUUGCAACAAAAGUUAUUCCUUUUAUUGUUCAUCAAGGUACUGCUUGGCAAUGAACAUAAAACUUAGCGGGUUUGUGAUAUAGCACAACUAUACUUAGGUAACAACUAGCUUCAUGCAUAAUUCACAAAGAACCAUCAAAAUGGUAAAAAUGGCCUUCUUCUUCAUAAAAAAUUACAAUCCAUAGCAGCCUUCAUGCAGAAGUGAAGGCAGAGGAAAAAAGCAUUAUUAAAUACUUGAUUUACUAGCAAAGAGACAGCUCACAAAUCUAUGUAUUCGCUCUCGUGGUGGUCUGAAAUCUCCUGUUCACUUUCAUGAGACCUCGUUACGAUCGUCUUCUAACACAAUCCGCCGUGUCUCCUCGACUGGAGUCUACGCAGACGCAAUUGUUAAAAAAAAAUAUAUAUUUCACGUGCAAAUUUUUUUCCCGAAAACCCACCCAAAUUUUUAUGGAGACAGCUAGAAAUACGGCUACGAAUAAAGAAAUGGGACUUGACAAACCAUAACAAUCUUUACGAGGGGUCCCCUGACUUUAAAUAUGGGAAUGGUCAGAACCUACGAAUUCGUACGUUGCUGGCGAAAUUGUAGUAUUAAACGAAAGUGAAUAUAUGAAAGUCAUAUAUUUAAACUGUGGAUAAAGACCUGAAUAUGAAAGCGAUCUUCGCAGUAAUGAACACCACUUAAGCGGUAGUGAAAAUAAGGCCUAAAAAAAAAUUCAGACAUGUACGGGAUUUGAACCCAGGAACUCUGCGAUACCGAUGCAGUGCUCUACCAACUAAGCUAACAGGCCAACUGAGAGCUGGUCAUUAUGUUGGUUCCGAAAAAAACCCGUGAAGUGGUGAAUGAACGACUGUGAAUAUAUGAAAGUCAUACAUUUUAGUGUUGUUGGUUCACUUCUAGCAAGCUUUUCUGUGCCAGUAGCAGCAGCUUUUAGAACACGUGGUCAUGGCUUCAAUAGAAUUUAUUUCCUGCCGCAAUUUUAAAAAGAUAUGUCUUAAAUUGUUAAAAUCUGAAAACAAAAUAGCUUGUUUUGCCAAAAAUUAGAAGCCUCCGAGACAGGACUUUGACUCCUUUGAAGAUUAAUGUUAGCGUGCCGAACGAAACGCCGUGCGCCUCAGUCCCAUAGUUUCGCGCGGCGUGCAAACAUCGAUUUUUUUUUCUUUCUUUCGCUGAUUUUCAUUCACUCACGCGAUGGACUUCGCCGGAAAAAGAUGAACUGCUUGUAGUCUAUGCGCAGGUCUAUCCUUAUUUACUACCAGAAACAAAAGACGCGGCAAAUUAAAAAAAUUGUGGAUUCCGUUAACAGCACCUUUUCAGACAUUGGGAAGCUUCCUUUUGAGCUAGACAAAGAGAAACUGGGAGAAUUACUGCUCAAACAAACAUACCCAAAUUAACCCUUUCGCUCCCCAAAAUCUCAUCAAUAAUUCUCCUCACUAUCUACUAAACAAUUCUUAAAAUGUUAGUUCUAAAAAUUUGGUAUCAUGAUUAGAUCAAUUAACAAUCCCUUAAUUGAUAUUUUAUUAUUAAUAAUAUACAUGAAAAAAUUACUCAGUUCUGAUCGGUUAAGAUAAAUGCAGUUUUCAGGUAAUUCAAUGCAGAAGAGGGUUAUUUCAGUGCAAAGAAAGUAACAAACCAGACAUUCUGAUUGGUCAAUAAUCAAAGAAACUCACAGAUAGCCAAUCAAAUACGAGCCUUGAAUGUCGCAACAUUUGGCUAUGUUUAAAAUUUGCGAGCGAAACAAUGGCCGACGUGUUAGGUAGGUUUUCUUUCGCCACCGCAACAACAAUACAGCAACUGAAAAACAGCUCUAACAACGAAAACACGGUAAAAAGCACUGCUUUUUGGUUGUCGAUUUGGAAAAAGUGGUGUUUAGAGAAGGAAAUUGCCAAGGAAAUCAAAAUUACGAGCCGAUCUAGCUUAACACUUUGCUCGAGCGAUUCUACGCCGAAAUUAAAAACAAACAUGGUUGAACCUCGCAAACGACGAUUCCAUUCCAUCGAAAGUGAUUCGGACACGGACUGAACAAUUCCUUGAACUAUUUAGCCGGACUCUGAACUUUUUUUCGCCUUACAGAUGUGAAAAUAUCAUGGUAUAUUUCUGUUUUAAUCGUACGCGGUUGUUUUGACCGAAUGCACAGGUUUGAAUAAAUUAUUUUUGCGCUUGAUGCGCGCACUUUGCUUCUGCGUAAUUAUGAUAAGCAGGAGCCUAUUACUUACUCCUGUGAUAAGCUAUCUCGUACUUUUUCAUGUAUAUUAUUAAUACGUAAUCACGAGCCCGUAGAGCGAGUGCAAUUUUGUUAGUCUUUGAAAAAAUUUACUCGUGCUUAUUUAUUCCAAUUUGCACUCGAAAUCAUGUGAUAACCUAUACUAAUGCAAAUUAAGACGCCAUUACAUAGCGUUUAAGAUCGUAAAAUCCGUUAUGAAACCACGCUAUAGUAAAUUCGCCAAAAUUACAAAUUGCAAUAGGAUAUCCUGUUUUUUUUCUUGUUGGUUUGUUUAUUUGCUUGUUUGUUUGUUUGUUUUUUUUUUUUUCCAUUUUAUCGUGCGGAACACCUCACAUCUGGAACAACUCAAACUGGUACAACACAAACGUCAAAUAUCUAUACACGCCUGCAUAAAGAAGAACUCGUUUUGUAAACAGCUACGUGAAAACGUAAUCAAAGAUUUUGCUCCCUUACGAUUCGCCCCCGUUGCGACGAAUAUUCAUGCGCCCCCGGCGAAUUUGCGAUAUUUGUAAAUUUAUGAACAUCUCUUUGUCAUAACCCGUGACGGUCAAACAUCCGUGACAGACACAACUGAUAACUUGACAACCGUGUCGCUGAGGGUGGUUACAAAUGUGUAACAUGUCUACAGGCCUAAGGGUCAAGAACGCGACUCAAGACCUUUUUCAAAGUCCAUCAAAUCAUUUCAACAGGUAAGAUGCUCUCUGUUCACUCCAUCUAUUGAAGAAGGUGACAUUAGGAUUAGCGGGUUUUUCUGAGUUAUUAGGGACCAUGAAUGGUGCUUCGCUUUCUCUUUUUCGAGCUGAUAUUUUUGGUUGCAGUUUGCAUCACUUGUACUGGCUUGGAUAAUUUCAAUAGAAGGAGAAGAACUAAUUGAAGCCGAUUGUUCUCCAAAUUGCCACAAGUCAUAGACGUUCGAACAAAACGUCGCUCAAACUUCUCGUUUCCCUCAAACAAAAACUGAGGGUCAGAUGGACUAGGAGAAAAAAUUGUUGAGUCCUGCCAUCGCGCUCGCCAAACUACGCUAGCGGACCAAAGUGUAUUUUUCCGCUUAAAUCUUAUCCAGACGUGUCUUGCGUACGAUGACAGCUAAAUUGUUAAAAAGCAAGAUUGUUUGUUUAUCAAAAUCUGGAAGUCUCCAAGGCAGGACAUCGGCUCCUUUGAAGAUUGGCGAAAUUUUGGCGAUCCGCAAAAAAUUGGCAGGGUCGCAUAUUUUACGCUAAUUGUUGACGGAUUUUUCUCUUCAAUAAACAAAAAAAGCGUUUUUGCGACCUGGGCCUUAGGGUCAAAUAUUCCAUUAUAAACCAGAGAACAUUUCAUAAAAGGGUUACGAAUUUACUAAAAGCCUUAAAAUCGACGUAGUAAUCAAAUAAACCUGCGAUAUGCAAGCAAGAACCUUUUAGACUAAUAAGACGACUAACGAUGACAUAGAGAAAUUAGAUUCUAGUCACUCUUAAGGGUUAAAAGGUUCAAACCUUCCAUUUACAUAAAUGCGCAUAAUUAGUCAUUUUUUGUGACUGAGGUUAAUUUUAUUACUGCCCCUCCUGAUGUCGCACAAUUGUCUACUGUCCACUUCUAGUUGUUUUUCUAACAAGUUUUCAUAUAUCAGGUAGGUAUUUGUUCAUGCUGAACAGUUCUCACUCUUAUCCUCAGUUCUUCAACUGGAGUCUAAUCUACAAUUAACAGAUCAGUCCAUAUUAGCCGUUUUAACUUCGAACAUAUUGCGUGCAUCAAUGCAGAUUCGCCGAACUAACGUAACAGUGAGUAGAGUUACCAGAUAAACGAAGGCGUAGGACUAAUCGGAGAAGUUAUAUAUGCAUACAGUUAGAAGACAUACCAAGUUCAGAUUAAAUGACUGAUUAAAAAUGUUAGCUUAAGUUGUUGGAAGAAUUUGUUGGUCGAAGAAGUUAGCCGCAUUUACUAGUAGUAGCAGAAUUCCGAUCAACCAACUCAAACUAUACAGUAACAGUUAUUGAUGGUUAAAGAAUGAUUUUCAGUACACUGCUAAAGAGAAGGGUAAACCAAAGUACGCUCAAGGGAAAAGUUAAACAGGUCUGUGAAUUCAGGAACGGAGUGCGGGAGCAAGCAACACUUUGCCAACUAUUUUGGCGGCAUGAUGGCGGUUCCUCGCUGUUUCACCAUUCUCAAGUGAUCAUGAGCGCUUACCAAGGAACUUAAUUAGCUUAUUCAUUUGCGCAAGUCACUCGAAAAGUUAUCAUUCAGGGCAAAAAACCGGUAUGUCGAAAAAACUUUAAUAGCUCAGGGCUGAAAUUCGAUGUGAGCAUUCUUGAAUAGAUGCUAGACAAAACUACUUUUGUUCUUAAGGUUUUAUGAUGCUUUGUUUAUACUCACUGAUGUAUAGUAUGAUUUUAAAGAAGCGAGCACAAGCCUCACUGUAGAUCCGAAAGGUUCAGUUGUCGCAGAUAAUGCAACCCCCCCUUAAAAAACUUCGUCCUUCAGCUCAACAUGAUGUUUGUAUUCAAUGGAGGCUCAAGGCGAAAUCUGUUGAAUUACAAUUUCCAAGACAUUUUGUUGCACAAUUUGCCAACAAAACCAAUUAAAAGGAAUUGAAAAUGCAUCUCCGGCAGAAUUAGGAGAUAUUUGGAAAUCUUCUGAAACGAGCAUCUUGAGUCGUGUUAUGCGCAAAGGUGUAAAAUAGACGGAUCACAAACUUCAGAGCGUUUACUUUUUUUCAACGCUAAUUAGAAGAGCGAAGCAUAGAUCUCAAAGGUCGAAAAGCUUGCCGAAGCGUGAAAAAUAUUCCACCAGCGAUCCAUAUUUUGAGUACUUUAGAAUUCUGCCUCACUAUUGGAUCCAUGAAAAAUAACAUAACCAAAUCACCCACAUAGACCUAACACCAGUAACUUUCAGAUCACUAUGCGACCAGCUUUUAUCAUUAAAGUGAUUUUCAAAUAAGUGUCGAAUAUAAUCCUAAUGUGUCUUACUUCGCCCUGUAAUUGAUCUAGAAAAGUCGCCCUCCCUUCUCAAAAUUUAGAUACAAAGGUAAAACCAGCGCAACUUGAUUGAUCACUCGAGCUUUUCCGCAGCGCUUCGGACGGUUUCCUUUUAUUAUUAUUAUUAUUAUUAUUUCAUUUUUUUUAUUAUCAUUAUUAUUAUUAGUAUUAUUAUUAUUACUAUUUCAGUUUCUUUAUCACUUUGUGAUAGUUUCUUUGUUCUGAUUCGCUCUUGCGAUUGUUUUUAGGUUUCAUUGUUUUUUAAGAAGAACCACUUGAAGACAAAAUCAUGGGUCUGACAAUUGAUGAUUUUCUGGAAAAGAUCGGUAGUUUUGGCAGAUUUCAGUACAAACUUCUGUUUUUUUGUGGUUUCAUGGAGCUUUUUGGAGCUGGUCUUCAGAUUAUGAUUCCAACCUUCCUCAGCGCUGAACCUCCAUGGCGAUGUAAAGCAAACAGUUCUGCUUGUAAUCUGACUGGAAUUUUCAAGCCAGGAGACGACAAAUACAACUAUCGUUGCUCCAUUCCACGAGGUGAUUGGGAGUUUGACACUAAUGAAUUUAAUUCAGUGGUGAGCGAGGUAAGACUAAAGGUUGAACGGAGCUGGAAGCUGCCUGAAAAUAUUUCAGCAACUUUCCACCAUCUAGAAAACUCAGUAAUUCGUUGCAGUUUUGUUCUAACGGUAUCUCCUGUGUCCUUCCUAUCUUAAAAUCAGGAAAUACCUUAACACGUAAGCUAAAGCUUAAAUACUAUAUGAGCUCAUGAUCCAUAUUAAUCUUAGCUUAGAACUGCGUUUCGUUUUCAGAACUUAUUAAGGGGAUUAGGCGGUCCCCUUCAGUUUGCAAUGAAAAUUUUCUACUGUUUUUGUCUUUCAGUGGGACCUGGUCUGUGACGUAUCAGCACUGUCCGCACUGACCAAAGCUGUUAUGUUCCUGGGCUAUUUUAUUGGAGUUGUUUUUGGGGGCGUGUUAGGAGAUAAAUUCGGCCGCAAGCCUAUCAUUUAUUUCAUGUUUUGCCUGAACAACAUUGCAGCAUUGGCUGCAUCUUUCGCACAGGCCUACUGGGUUUAUGUCCUUCUCAGAGUUUUGGUUGGUUUUUUUAUCGGUGAGUUGAUCAGUAUUUUUGAAUUUUUUUUAAUUCUGGACGAACGUAAAAGACUCUCUGGAUCAAUUCGAUUUAAAAGAAGCAAAUAUUCUGUGUAAAACUCUAACAUUCAGGCUACGCUACAAUGAACAAUAGAGUAGGAUAAGAUGAUCAGCGCUUUGUUUUUAGAAAGAUUAUACAAAUCAGAGUUUUUAGAAAAUGGCCUGUUUACCUUGCCACUGUUUGGUUUAAAAAAAGAGUAUACUUCGUCCCUGUUCUGAACUAAUGUGCUUUAAUUCGAAAGUUUGUGAUAAACAUCUUCAGGGCAACCGAAAGCGUUCUUCUGAGCUUAUUUAUGUCCAAGAAGAACCUUGAGUUGCCUUUCGUCAGCCCAAUCAAUAUGGGACGUUCUUUGAAGUCUCAUCGCGAAGUGUGGGUCUCGACAACGUCUCUUUAUUGGUCACGUCACUGCUCACGGUACGUUCGAAGUCAAUGACCGAGCCGAGAAUUCAGUGCCACUGUCUGUGUUUCGCCCGCACAGACAGAGACUGGGACUGGGAGAGCAUGCAUGGGAACCUCUCAAUUUUUAAAUCAGUUUAAAGUGUGUUUUAUUAGCUAUGGCUUUUAGAAUGACACCAGAUGAUCAAUGUAAUGAUUUCCAACAGGGGUCGGAGGCUUGGGCUUGUAUGUACUGUUGGUGGAGUAUGUAGGAAAACGCCAUCGUCACGUGGUUGGAACCGCCCUGUUUUACUUCUGGGUUCUGUCACUGCUGCUUCUGGCGUUGCUAGCCUACCUGAUAAGAGACUGGCGAACGCUUUCAAUCGUGGGAGCAGCUCCAGGCCUUUUGCAUAUUUUCUUCUGGUGGUGAGUGAUGCAUCAUUACCAUGAAAAGAUGCGAUAACACGCUUUCUUAUUUAAAUUUCAAAUAAGGCAAUGAUCUUCUCAAGCGAGCUGCAAUUUAAGCAAUCGCAAAGAAGUCUGAAAAUUGAUUCGAACCCGUGCCUCUCAAAUAUAUUCCAAUUUAUUCGAGAUUGGUAGUAGGGACUUUUAUGAAAAGAGCACAAAAGUUAAAGCCGAAAUUUUUCAAAAUGUAUAGCUAACGACUAUCCUCUGACGAAAAAAAGGAAAUAAAUACAUACAAAGCGAAACAAAAAUAAAAGAAACAGAAGAAAAGAAAAACUUUUAGGUGAAAUUUUUCGAUCCUAGGUUUCUUCCAGAGUCCCCUCGCUGGCUCCUCGCAAAUAACAAGCCUAAUGAAGCCAUGACAGAACUCAAUAAGGUGGCCGAAUUCAACAGAAAAGAAAUGCCCGUUGGAGACCUGGAACAAAAAGAGGAUAAACAGAGAAAGGGGGAUUUCCGGGACCUCUUCAGUUCAGUGACGAUGACUAAAAGAACUCUGACAUCGUGGUUCGCUUGGUUAGUUUGUAUAUCACUGUGACAUUAGGCCAUUUCCGAAUUAUCUUUGGUCUCUUUUUAAAAACGAGGGCUGGUGCUCAACCACUCGUAUGAAAAUGAGUUUAAUUUGUGUGUGAGUGAAAACUUAAAAUCAUAUGAAAAGAUGAGCACCGGGACUCACUUUGAAAAAUAGAUCAAAGGUAAUUCCGAAAUGGGCAAUUUGAAAUCACCAACACAUGUUGGUCUGCCUUGUUUCUGCACUGGCUUUUGCUUCUCUUUUCUUAGGAUGGUAAUAUCGUUGGUAUAUUACGCUGUUUCAUUCAGUGCUGGAAAUUACGGCGGUAAUCGUUAUCUGGUGUUCUUUUUAAUAAGCCUGGUGGAGUUUCCUUCCAACUGGACUUGUAUUUUCCUUUGCCACAAGUGAGUAAAGAGAUUAAAUUAAAAAGGAUUCAACCUAAACUUUUUGUGACGAAUGGGCUUUGUUGAACACAAACUUCAAGAAGACAUACACAGAUGAAUUGAAAUAGACAUUUACAUUUCAUAAAAUUAAAUUUAUAACCUUUCCAAACAGUGGUAGCUGUUUUAGCAAAGACACCCAGACAAAACUAUGCAUUCAUUUAUUCAUUCAGUAAGGGGAGGCCUGCGUUUUAGGAGUCUAUUUAAAAGCAAAAAUAUUCAAGGGUACUCCCUUAGCAUCCGAAUUGUGAACGUACCCAGCUGGAUUGCACACUGUGGCGAGGGAGAUAAAGUGAAUUUUGAAUAAACUGCUUCAGUUUGCCUUCAAUUCGUCAAUGCUUUGAUCCUUAGAAACAUUUCUGACUGCAUGUUUGCUUCAUGCAUUCAAUCGCAAAACUACGGUUUCGUUUAUGUAUCUGACUAGGAAAUGGGAUUUGAACAACUAAAUUGACAAGUCUUAGAGGGAACAACAAAGUCUUAAAAUGAUUUACGUAACCCAACUCCAAAUCCAUUCCCAAACAUUUCCUGGGUUAGGACUGAAAUUUUAUCAUCAACUCGUUUCUAUUACUGAACAGUUCGCAUGUUAAACAAUAAAAAAAAAAAACUUAGGUACUUGAAAAUUUACGUUGAUUACCAGUCAAGACAAUUUAAAAAAUGUCAAAACCGAAUUAUGUCAAACGUGAAAAAAAUUGCCUUUUUUUCCAGUUCAUGUAUAGUUGUUAUGUGUACGGCGAUUGCACACUAAUCUGAGAGUUGUCUUAGGAUUGGCCGCAAGAAAACCACCGUUCUUGGACUGGUUGUGGCUUUCAUUUCCUCUGUGAUUGCAGUUUUUUUCCAACGAGAUUUGAAAAACACAGGUAUGUUAACUUUACUUUAACAUUUUGACUCCACUCUGUUACUGAAGCUCGGAAAAUGUAAGCAUAGAGCAUAUCUGAACUCGGAAAGGAAAACAGAGAGGGCCACGACGACUCCACGCCCUUUUAGUAGCGGAAUUUUUACCAAAACAUGUUGUAGUCAAUCGUGUUUCGGGCGAUGUUCAACAACUAAAUUUGACUUUACGCUUGGUGCGCGUCAAUUCUGGUUUAGCUGCACAGGGACACGUAGGGUGUGGGAUAGAGAAGAGGUCUUCGGUGUGCCUACAGUGUCAGGUCUUGAAAUAAUGAUAAUGUUUUAUUUCUGCGUAAAAUCACAUGCACAAGUAUCAAGUAAGUAUCGAUCACAAAUGGGUCGUGAUUUAGUUCUUAAAACUAUCACUUUCAAAAUGGUUCUGAGUCUAGAACUUUCCCAGAGAGAAUUAAUUUUACUAAAGAAAGAUAAAAUUUCAUUUCAUCAUCAUGGCUAAUCGCGCUGGUUUUAAGAAAGAUUGGAGCAUCUCGAGAACGGCUCAUUUAAGAUUGGAACUUCGUUGAUGCAAUGUUGAAUUUAGUUUGAAUGCAAUUAUACACCUAAUUUUUUAUAUAUUUUCAUACUUAAACCUUAGGUUUCAUGGUGGCAAAUAUCAUAAUGGCACAAGUGGUCGCCAAGUUUUUCAUUAACAUGUCCUUCAGCUCAAUCUACGUUUACUCAAGCGAACUCUUUCCGACUGUUAUCAGGUAUCCCUCCAUCUACUGAUUCUUUAAUGCAGUUUUAGAGCACUCAGUCCGUUCCCUUUUCCCUCACUUUAAUUGACGAGCUAGGACGUCUUCACAAGUACAAUUCUGUAUGCCGCCGGAAAACUGAUAAGGCAAAUUCAAAUGACUAACGUCUUCAUAGACAUAUUGAUCGACUGACUGAUUGACUGACCUAGGCUAGCUAGCUGGCUGUAUAGCUAACAGGCAGACUUACUGACUGACUAACAGGCUGGCUGGCUGAGGCUGACUAAUUAACAGACCGGAUGAUACAUUAUUACCGAAUCCUAACUACUAACUACGACUUCCUACUUCUUCAAUCGGAAAGUUCACUUCUCUCACAUAGAAUCCAUCAUAACGUAACUGUAUCGUGUUUCAGGAGUGUAGGAGUAGGGACCUCAUCUGCCGCAGCUCGCAUUGGGUCUAUGUCGGCACCAUACAUCAAUUGGUUGGUAUGUAUUUCGUUCAGAGUCUAUUCUACCGUUCUCUCUGUUGAUGAAUCUAAUCCACUAGAAAUAAACUUUAAAAAAAAAAAAUUUUAAAAAUAAACACUGAAUUAUAAUUCGCUUAGUAUCCGAUGGUCGAAGUACGAAGUAAAUCAUUGGGAGCCCAGAUGCGAGCCGCUCACAAGCAAAGUCUGAUCUCGACUGAAAAAGGGAUGCCUCUUUACAUGUAGCCUCCACUUGAGGGAUGACUCCAAGUCUUGUUCCCCAAGGAUGUGCCCCGUGUGCGUAAUCCACUGUAGCCUAAGUCGGAAAUAUAAUCAGAACGUAAUCUACUUGCUUACAUCGAGUGCCGGUUGACAUAUUUGUGCUUGUCCUUCUUUGCCAACAGAUAAGUGUUCAUAUCAUCUUGCCGUACACCAUUGUGGCAGUGCUUACUUUCAUCUGCGCUGUUCUGUGCUUCUUACUGCCAGAAACAAAAGAUUCUCCAACUCUUGAGAAUAUGGAUUCCGUUAACAGCACCUCUGCUGAGGAACCAACCGACGAAAAGCUUCCCUUUGAACCAUGCAAGGAGAAGGAAGACAUGGGAGAAUUGCUUCUCAGUCAAAGCUACCCAGCUUAAAUGAUUUAUAAAUGACUUGAUCAAUACUUAAACAAUUUAGGUGUCUCUAAGCUUGGGUUGGGGGAAAAGAUAUUCAGUGCAAAAACGUGAUUCAUCUUCCAAACCAAAUUUGCAAAUGAAACACAAUACGUUAUCCUUACUUUAUCUCUGUUUAAAAAUAUAUUCAACCCCCCCCCCAACUCCAAUAUAAUCCAAAUGACACGGUCGUUUCAGCUAUGUAUUGUGGAAUUUCCAGGGAGGUGCAGAUUGUCUCAUUUCGCAGAAUAACCUUUCUGGCCACACCCAAUCUUUCUCCUUUGCCCCUUUAGUUGAAACAACUUAAUGCGAGUUGAAAUUUAUAUUAAAUGGGAUCAAUAUUGGAUAGGAAUCGUUAAAAGGUCAUUUGCUAUGGAAUAAUUAAACAGCAGCGUUUUCCAUGUGGGAAUCUAGGAGAGGGUAUCUUAAGGUUUACCAUUGCACAAUAAAUAUGCAUUUUGUACACGGUAACUGCUUGGUACGCUUUGAUUAUUUCUGUAAAUUACUUUUACGUAAUAACAAUAAAGUCAAC